AUGUCAAGGAAGUGGUGUCCAUUCUGCAAGGUUUGCAGUUCCAUUGAACUCUGUUCGGUGCACGAAAUGCCCUUCGAUAUGCAAAAGCAUUACCUCUCUAUACUUGUUGACUACAUCCUUCUUGCUUUAUUUGGUGAGAAAGUUUAUGAUAAUGGAGAAGACGUAUUUUACGUUCAUGCGAUGCUUUAUCCUGGUGUCUGUAUCCAGUGA
Molecule: messenger RNA, 210 nt
Organism: Cylicostephanus goldi
Lineage: Eukaryota; Metazoa; Nematoda; Chromadorea; Rhabditida; Strongylidae
Source: the annotation of a GenBank genome assembly